Molecule: messenger RNA, 714 nt
Organism: Vigna unguiculata (cowpea)
Lineage: Eukaryota; Viridiplantae; Streptophyta; Magnoliopsida; Fabales; Fabaceae
Product: akuammiline synthase 2-like
Source: RefSeq, a predicted model, not a curated record
AUGAACAUAAAGAAGGACUCAAAAAUAGAAGAAAAUUGCAGCACAAGAAGAUUCUUGUUUGAUCACAAAGCCAUCAAUGAGCUAAAAUCCAUGUCAACAAGUGAUGAAACAAAACCAACACGAUACCAAGUAGUAUCUUCCUUCAUAAGCAAACAUAUGAUUGUAGCAAUCAAAGAGCAAUGUUGUGACAAAACAAGACCAAUGGUUGCAUGUCAUACUGUGGACAUUAGAAGAAGGAUGGGGCAACCUUUCUCAAAAGGUGUUGUUGGAAAUCUUGUUUGGCCUGCAUUGGUUGUUCUUGAGGGUGUCAACAAGAACACUGAAAUCAUAGAUUUGGUUAAAAUUCUGAAAGAAGGACUUGCAAAACUCACAAAGGAUUUGUUUCUGAAACUGCAAAAUGAUCCUAGUUUUUUGUGGAGUGAUGAGUAUGCAGAACUAAUGCUUGAAGGUAUUGCAUCAAAUAAACCAAUCUCAUUGGUGUUCACAAGUUGGGCUAAUAUGGGAUUCAAUGAAGUGGAUUUUGGUUGUGGAAAACCUUUUUGGCUAUCUCAUAGAGGAGGUACUAAAGAAAGUAUCUCAAACACAGUGAUAUUGAUGGAAACAAGAGAGGGAAUAGAGGCAUGGAUCAGAAUGUCAGAGCAACAUAUAGCUAUCUUGGAAGAUGAUGUGGAUUUCCUUCGAUUUGCAUUGUUUAAUCCUAGUGUUUUACUUUAA